AUGCCACCACAAGCGAGAGAUGCUGGCCGUAUGCCAAGAGUUGAAUCAGAAGUGAGCCUGUUGAGUGCAGGAAGUGAAGCCACAAACACAAGAGAAUAUCGCGUCCGUAAAUCAAGCCUCAUUGGUAUGGUCAACUGGACACAUGUUUUGUUGUCGCAUGCACCACAUUUGUUGAUCUUGGGAAUGAUUAUUCUAAUCGGCCAGGUUAUACAACAAGCUGUUACCGAGCUUUUCGGAGAUAGCGAAGUCCAGUGGCUCUCAUACAACACCGUUACUGUUGUUGCAUUGGCAAUUAAGGACCUUUUUGUUCGAUUGUAUCUCGCAAUCUAUGACAGUGAGGGUUUUUACGUUUUUUCACCAGAGGUCAAGACGACUGCUCUUCUCCUUGUCCUGGGUGCCUGGAUCGUCCGAAGAGACAAUCCUGUCUAUCUUAUGGGAUUUGCCACCUUCAAGGCACCAGACAGUUGGAAAUGUGAUCACGACCAAAUUUUGGAAAUGAUGCGUCGUCAAGAAUGCUUCAACGACGAAAGCAUUGAUUUCAUGAAGCGUAUCUUGGAGCGCUCUGGUACUGGACCAGCCACUGCCUGGCCACCAGGUAUCAAGCAAUCUUUGGAAUCCCAUGCUCCCAAAGCUGACAGGUCAAUGUCUGCGAGUCGGAAGGAAGCCGAAAUUGUCAUCUUCGAUUGCGUCGCCAACGCCUUGGAAAAGGCAAAUGUCAAGCCCAAGGAUAUUGAUAUCCUUGUCAUCAACUGUUCCCUGUUCGCUCCUACUCCUUCUCUCUGUGCUAUGGUUGUCUCUCACUUCGGAAUGAGACCUGAUGUUGCCACCUACAACUUGUCCGGAAUGGGUUGCAGUGCAUCUCUAAUCAGCAUUGACUUGGCAAAGCGACUUUUGGACAAGAGACUUGGAAAGGCAUUGGUUGUAUCCACUGAAAUUAUUACGCCAAAUCUUUACCACGGAAAUGACCGCGGUUUCUUGAUCCAAAAUACUUUGUUCCGUUGUGGUGGUGCAGCCAUCGUUCUUUCCAACAACUGGCUCGAUGGCCGUCGUGCAUGGUACAAGCUUUUGCACACCGUUCGCGUCCAAAGCUCAGGAGAGGCUGGAUAUGAAUGUGUCUUCGAAGGGGAAGAUAAGGCUGGGGAGAGAGGUGUGCGACUUUCUAAGGAUAUUGUCAAGGUCGCUGGAAAGACUAUGGAAAAGAACUUGACGACACUUGGUCCUCAAGUGUUGCCCCUUUCGGAACAAAUCCACGUUGUAUGGAGUUUGUUGGUUCGCUUUAUCAUGAAGAAGUUUGGAAAGUCGCACAAGCCCUAUGUUCCAGAUUUUAAGAGAUGCAUUGACCAUUUCUGCAUUCACGCUGGUGGCCGAGCUGUCAUUGACGGUAUCGAAAAGAACAUGAAGCUUGAAAAGUUCCACUCGGAACCAUCCAGAAUGACACUCUACAACUACGGUAACACAAGUUCAUCUUCGAUUUGGUAUGAACUUGAGUACAUUCAAGAAGAACAAAAAUCGAAUCCUUUGAAAAAGGGAGAUCGCAUUAUGCAGGUUGCCUUUGGUUCCGGCUUCAAGUGCACCUCUGGUGUUUGGCUGAAACUAUAG
This is a messenger RNA of Cylindrotheca closterium, 1599 nucleotides long. The record is from the annotation of a GenBank genome assembly. NCBI's taxonomy places the organism in Eukaryota, Bacillariophyta, Bacillariophyceae, Bacillariales, Bacillariaceae.